Molecule: messenger RNA, 258 nt
Organism: Aureobasidium uvarum
Lineage: Eukaryota; Fungi; Ascomycota; Dothideomycetes; Dothideales; Saccotheciaceae
Source: the annotation of a GenBank genome assembly
AUGACGACGACGUCCAAGCGCAUCGCUCUUGCCCUUUCCAACAUCAUCAUACCCCUCGCGGUACUCAACUUCGCAUUCGGCUUCUUUCCCUACAAACCCUUCCUCUCCGGAUUGACCACCUUUGAAGAGGUCGAGAAUGAAGAGCUGGGACUGGGCUUGCUCAAAGGCAAUGAUCGGCCACAGAGGAUCUUCGACAAGGUCGUUUUCAUGACCGUGGAUGCGUUGAGGAGGUGGGUACGUUCUUCGAAGGACGCAUGA